GCAAACCGAAAAUUUUUACGCACAUCGAAGCACUGUUGUCAAACGUACCUUACAAGCUUGUACGUUCGCAGUAAUAAGCAGUCUUCAUAACCCAUGUCGAGCAAUCUCCAAACAUGAAAACACCAGUGUACGAGACCUCUCAAGACGAUGCAGACCGUGGAGUACGAUAGUAAUGUCGGCAACUCACCCACAGUGUCACAAAGGUCACUGCCGUAUCACGUUUUGCAAGAGCAAGCAAAGCGACCAAUGCUCCAGCGUGCUAAAACCGACGAAGGUUCGCCAUACGAGCGCAAACCAGUCGAGCAGGAGAAGUUCGACCCAUCGGCACAACACUUCAGACUCAUGUUCUGGGGUCCAGGACCGUCUAACCGAUACAUGAGUGGUUCAGGUCACCUCGGUGGCGUCACCCACAACGGGUCGUCUCAGCAGCAAUCUCAGGAGAGUUCACCGCAGACAGAUGGUUCUGCGCCUGUGGGUCCUCCAGCAGCCAGCUCUCCGUCAGUCUGGAGGAGUAAUGAAGCAGAGGACGUGGCGGCGACACAAAGCGAUGAUGCUCGAGAGAAACGUACCGUACAACGACCUAACCACAGGCACUUUACCCAGUGCAUAUCAAGACAUCGGCCAGCCAAUGAGAGGGAGCUUCAAAUCAUCAGCAACAGGCGAAAUAGUGAGCUCUCGCCUGACGUCUGCGAAAGCCUUGUCGACUACGUCCGCCGGAUGUGCAAGCUUACAUCUUUCCAAAGCCUUGGCCCCAUGACGGUAGACGAUAUGCGCUCUCGGUGGUACAGACUUGAGGGCUGUCUCCGGCCCUGCCACGGUGAAUCUCCUGACGACUACAUCUCGAGGAUGAAGACAUAUAGUGAAGCGAUCGCGGCAGCCGAAAUCGCAGUAAACAUCCCCCUGCAGUCUAUUCAGGACUCUCAUCAGCGGUACAAGCUCUACGAAGGAAACCUCCGACCUUUUGCCGGGGAGAGUCUGAAGGAGUACGUUCGUCGAAAGCUUGAACCUUUGAAAAGACAAGAUGAGUUGGAUGUCGGAACGGUCGAUGCCACACUCGCGGAUGCUCAAGAGCGAUGGUGGGCCUAUGAGCAGCGUGGCGGGAUGCCGCCGGCGGAGAAGCCUUGCAAGUAUUAGAUGUAACCUGCAAAUCGAUACAUUGGUGCAAGUUAGAGUCACUCCAUCAUCCCCAGGCGCUCCGAAUGCGGCCGGCCGUCACUGCUUCUUGGGCAUCGUGGAAGAUUGCCCAGUGAACAGCAGGGCAGUCGUCAUAUACAUACGCCUUCAGCAU
This is a messenger RNA of Baudoinia panamericana UAMH 10762, 1288 nucleotides long. RefSeq lists its product as uncharacterized. The record is from RefSeq and is a predicted model, not a curated record. The transcript has a single exon. The coding region runs from base 148 to 1134 and encodes 328 amino acids. Lineage: Eukaryota; Fungi; Ascomycota; Dothideomycetes; Mycosphaerellales; Teratosphaeriaceae.